CAGAGCAGGUCGCGCUCUGUCGUUUUACGUUGACUGACAGGUCCUUCCUUACGCCUUCCGUCAGAAGUCUCUCUUUGACACACUCAUUUCAGUCCUUUGCACUUGUUCGCUAUUAUUCCUGAGCAUUGUUGUUGUCAACUAUCAGUGGCUCGCGAAUGUCACGAUAGUUGUACGUCACAAUGGCUUCUACACUCUCGUUACGCUAUCUAUUAGCAUUACUCUUGACCCUAUCUGUCGUUUCUUUUGUUUCUUCUCAGCAAGGGGCUACCUGCGAUGAAGAAAAUCCGUGCAAGGUCGGAUGCUGCUCCAAAUCAGGCAGUUGUGGGUUUGGAGAUGAUUGGUGCGCGCCAAACAACUGUAUCGGCACUUGCAACGCCACCGCCGAAUGUGGCCAGUGGGCAGACCCGAAAGGCAAGGAGUGCCCAUUGAAGGUCUGCUGUAGUCGCUGGGGCUUCUGCGGGACAACUGACGAAUUCUGUGCAACAUCAUCAAACAAGAACGAAAGCUGCCAGAGCAACUGUGAGACUCCAGAGCGCAAGAAAUGUGCUUCGUCGUGGAGGAAAAGACGAAUUGCCUACUACGAAUCAUGGGCCGACACCAGGGACUGCGACUCUUUUCGGCCAGAAGAUAUCCCUGUUCAUGCGCUAACUCACAUCAACAUCGCUUUUGGCGGCAUCAGCAGCGACUUUAAAGUCACAAUUGACAGCUCGGGGAUCAUUUCUCGGGUCGUUAAAUUGAAGCGUCAGAACCCAGCGCUCCAAGUUAUUCUCUCCAUCGGCGGUUGGACAUUCACGGAUCCUGGCCCUACACGAGACGCCUGGACGAACAUGGCUGCCAGUUCUUCGUCCCGAGAAACCUUUGCCAAGAGUGUGGUAGAAACUCUGGAGAAAUACGCAUUAGACGGCAUUGACCUGGAUUGGGAGUAUCCGGAAGCGGAUGACCGUGGGGGCAAUAAGGCGGACUACGACAAUUAUGUCUACCUUCUGCGCGCCAUCAAAUCCCAAUUCGACGACCACAAUCCUUCCUGGACACUCUCCGUCGCAAUACCAGCUAGCUACUGGUAUCUGCAGCACUUUGAUGUGAACAGUAUGCAGAGAGAAGUAGAUUGGUUCAAUAUGAUGACAUACGAUCAGCGCGGAAAAUGGGAUCAGAACAAUCCAUGGACAGGGCCAUAUGUCUUCGGUCAUACCAAUGUUACUGAAAUCGAAGUUGGUCUCGAUCUACUCCGCCGCAAUGAUGUCGACUUGUCCAAGGUCAACUUGGGGACCGGGUUUUACGGCCGCACCUUCACCCUGGCUGACCCUAAAUGCAAUGAGCCUGGGUGUGUCUUCGCGGAUGCCGGCGAAGCGGGCGAGUGUUCCGGUGAACGGGGUAUUCUUUCCUUCAAGGAGAUCAUGGCAAGAUCCAACCGUCUGAACGAGAAAAAGAUUGUGUACGAAAACUCCACUGGAGUGACGUACAUGGUGUACGAUGAUACGCAGUGGAUCACAUAUGACGACGCCAAAAGUUUCGCCAAGAAGCGAGAGCUUCUUGACAGCGAGUGCUUGGGUGGUGUCAUGAUAUGGGCCAUUGAUCAAGAUACACCAGACUUCCAGGCACUCUCAGGGCUCCUUGGAGACGAGUUCGUGACUGGGGCUCUGAUAGAGGGAGGAACACUUUCCGACGAAGAGAAGGAUGCCCUUGCGAAAGAGUUGGGUGGACUUACUGGUGACGGCUGCUACGUCACGAUGGGUUGCUCUGGCCCGGGCAGCAGCGGCAAGUUCAACACCUGCGCAAAAGGCGACAUCCCCAUCGAGCGUUUGCAUGCUCCUGGCGGAGCGGCCGGAAAUGUCUACUCAACCGGAAAUUUGGCGCAGGAGAUUGAGACAUGUGCGAAAGGGCAGUGGAAAACAGUGUGCUGUUCGCCUAAGAGCCCAGCGGUCAACUGCAAGUGGGUUGGAGCUCCCGAACGCAGUUCGUUCUACUGCGAUGGGGGUUUCGAAGAGAAAACUUGCGGAGACGGCCGUUACGAAUUGGUCACGGAUCAGUACACUACCUACGAGGGUGGUGCGAAGUGUGCCAGCGGAGCGCGAUCAUUAUGCUGCGACGCGGCCCCCGAGCUUCAGCAAUGUCAUUGGUCCGACUGCCAGUCUGAGUUGAAGUGUCCCUCAGGCGGUCCCCUCACCUACCGAGGGAACGAGGCCGGGGGCAAGCCAUGUCCCAAAGGCCAGUAUCAGUCUUACUGUUGUCCAAUCGCGGGCAUAUAUCAAGACUGUCAAUGGAAACCGAACGUACAGAAACCGGAGACGAAGAAUGGCCAGACGACGUACUUUCAAUCGACCAUGCAGCAAUGUAUGGACACGAAGUGCGGCAAAGGCCAGGUUACCAUCGCGAAAGCAACACUCCCAGAGAGGCCAGCUGGCCUACCGGCACCUUGUGGGUCGUACAAUCCAGGAAUAGACCAUCUCUUUUGCUGCGAUCCUCUGCGAAACGUCUCACUUCCAUUUGACCUCAAAAAGAUCUUUCCGAACCCUCAUGGGUUCGACGUCGUAUACGAAUACAAGGACAACUAUGGCAACAAUGACCACGACCCGCACGGUCCGGACGAAACCGACGUCGGCGACGAUCCCUAUGGUUUCGUUCUUCUCGACGGGGACGAGGGUGCCUUGCAGGGCAACUUUCCCCGAGACUACGUUUUUGUCCAUGAAGAAGACGGAACUGGAAAUCCGAUCAAGAGGCGUGAGACCCUCACCCGGGACAAUCCAGAUCUCAUGGAUUGGACUUUCGAACACGAAGAAGGCACUCAUCUUGUCUAUUGCCGAUCAGGCCGCGAAGAGCACUGUGAAAAGAUCUUCAUGGACAACGCGCACGAUACCAUCAUCGCUCUGCCCCGACACAUUGGAUCAGGUCCGUUCGCACGGGUUGUUUCCAUGGAGCCGGUCGAUGAGACACAUUUGCCAGAGUAUCACCUGCGAAAACGCUCAGAAGCGGGCCAUACCUCAAAGGUCUACAAGCUUGUCUUCGAUUAUCACUUCGAAAACAUCCGGCGUGAGGACCAGACCGUUAACAUCCGAAUCGAUUACACCAACUUGGUCCCUUACUGGGACGAUAUGACUGGCUCUGAGUCUCCCAAAGGGGCUACCAAACGCUCGCGCCAUGAAAAACGUUUCUGGGGGGAGCUCACUGAAUGGCUCAAACAGCUCAACAAAGUCCAGACAUCCGACGAAGGAAAGCUGCCUAUGUCACUGCACAAGCGGAUGCUCCUGUACCGCAAGCGGGCACAGUGCGCAAGAGGCAACACUGUCUUGAAAGCUGGCUUGGAUGUCACACUCGAUACGAAGUUCGACAUGAAUGCGCGAUGGGCAUAUUAUGCACAAGGCACCAUUGUACCGUUGAACGUAGAGCAAAUCUAUGCGUAUUUUGAGAUGGAGCCAGUAGCUGAAGCAACGCUGGAGGUAGAAGGCAAUGCAGAGAUCGAAUACAGGAUGAAGGAGCGUCUGAAGAUUAUUGAUACGCUGUCAUAUCCGGGUCUCGCUAUCAAAGGCAUCGCUGCUAUUGGGCCAACGUUGGAUGUCUAUGGCGAAAUGCGGGCCAAGGCAACGGUAGCAGGAAAGUUAAAAGCCGGCGCGAAAAUCACGUUCCCGAAAUACGAGAUCUAUUUCCCACAGGUGAAAGAGGCGGAGGCGAGACAAAAGUUUGACAAGCCGGCCGAGAGCGCGGAGCAAGGAUCAAAAGGAACAGACUUUGACCCAAUCCUUGAUGCUUCUGUGCAAGCAUCGGUUGGUCUUGACCUGUUGAUUACCCCAGAGGUCAAUCUGGGAAUCAAGGUCAACACACCCAGCAUCAAAGGUGACAUCGUAAAUGCGCAGAUCGUUGGUUUCAUUAACAACACCUUCCGAUUCGAAGUAACCGGGAAGGCGCAAGGAGGAAUUGGGAACACACCCGCCUUGUCAUACGAUAUCUUCAUCAAGUAUCUCUACAAUUUCGGGAUUGGUGGAAAAGCUACGUUCAAAUGGCUAGGUGAUUAUGCGCUGAAGCCACUCCAAUUGUGGCCCCAGGACAGAGAGAAGAUUCUUUAUGAGCAUCAUGGUCAAGUCUCCCUCGGAAAACGCAACCCCUUCAUCUCCGAUAGCGAGUACAAGGACGAGUUUUCUCCGCUCUACAACUCGACAUACUGGUUCGAUGAAGAUUUUCACAAUACCGGAGGUGCAUUGUCGAGUCUCCAUAGGCGCGAAGAGGGCGAGGAAGCCAGCGCUCUGAACGAAAAGGCCACCAGCUUCUUCACUUGCAACGAUGGUGGUCAAUGCCCGAGCGGGGCUUGUGCUGGCGAUGCAUGUGAAUGGGUCCCUGGCAAAAAGCCUUCGACGUCCAAAACACGCCGAGCUGACGAUGACGGUGAUCCGAUGGAUGUCGAUCCAGUCACGCCCUGCAUCAACAGUAUACCCGCCUUCAUGUACAAUUGCAAGUUCUUCGUUGACGAAGACAUUGGCCAUUGGAAUGGUCCAUUCCCGGGGAUCUGCACAAACAUUAUGAGCUUCUUCUCAUCUCAAGGGCUGGGCUCCGGCCCGUUCACUGCAAGCUUUAGCACUUUUGGUUCCUCUGACGACAGCUCGAACCGGAACAAUGUAUGCGGAUCCAGGUCUUCGCACACUCACACGUAUACGAACGCGAAAGGCGAACAGGUGACCGUUACGGAAACAUGGGCCGACCGAUGCAUAAGAGAAUCAAACGAAUUUGCCAAAGCAACUUCGAGAGACCAAGGCAUACCAGGUAACAAAAAUUGGCUCAGUUGCGACGAAUUCCCUUUCAACUCCAUGAAUGAAGGCGGCAAUUCCAUCACCAAUUCGCGCUCAUGUGUACCUGGAUAUGAGCAAGAAAUCCAAGGAGCUGUCAACAAGCUUCCCACACGCAUAUCACAGACAGUGACUUGGGCAGAUGAGGCAGGAAACCAAAAAUCUGCCCCCAAGCGAUGGGAUCAAGAUUGGGAAGGCUCGAACGCGCUGUAUGGCUCGGGUGGCAGACAAGGAUCGCCCAACAAGAAUUCGGCUUGGAACUGGGCCUACAACAACCGGAAAGAAUUUACUUUCCAUCUGUUCAACUCAGAUUCAGCCACCACACCCCAAGGAGGCGCAUAUCAGAUUUUCAACCACCAGCUCAAGUCCGGAGACAUUACAACUGUGAUUGCUGCCAUCAACACUAUGGACAAUUCGAAAUAUAAGGUCGACGGAAACCAGAAUGCAUAUUGCACGAACGGCUUAAGAACUCCUCAUUACGUUUGGGGAACCGCUAACGGCCGGUUCGUCAAAGCAAAGUUAUGCACUGUUGAGUUUGACAAUGCUGCCGCUGCUUCCAAGAUCAAAAGAGGCGAGCAGCCAACCCAGGAGGAGAUGUUCAAGAUCAAGAGUGUUGAAAUGUCUGAUGAUGCGGAAGAGUUCGAGAUACCACUAGGAGACUUCAGCCAAGAGGCCGGUGCCGCGGCCACGCACAGCGUCGCUGAAGAUGGCAUGAGCACAACGGGCGAGAAGGAACAUCAACAUAACCACUACCACCGGCAUGCACAUCUUCACCGGUCCGGUUGGUCAUGAGUAUGAUUCGCAAAGUUCGGGUGCAAUGGUGUAAACCGCUUGGAGGUCACGACUUGAUGGAGUGAAUUUCGUGUACAUGUGUUAAUUGUCUAGUAAAUCAAUGCUCUGGAAAUCUGAAAGGGGAAUACUGCUCUAGUCUCCAUGAUUUGGAUGACAG
Messenger RNA from Lindgomyces ingoldianus, 5721 nucleotides. RefSeq names its product chitinase A1. Gene Ontology annotation, biological process: carbohydrate metabolic process. Gene Ontology annotation, molecular function: chitin binding; hydrolase activity, hydrolyzing O-glycosyl compounds. The transcript is spliced from 16 exons. Bases 180 to 5564 code for a protein of 1794 amino acids. NCBI's taxonomy places the organism in Eukaryota, Fungi, Ascomycota, Dothideomycetes, Pleosporales, Lindgomycetaceae. The record is from RefSeq and is a predicted model, not a curated record.